GCCACCGCCUCCUCCACCUCCCGAAGCUGGGUCCACCUCCGCCGCCUGUGGCGUAGCCGGACUGUGCGUCGGGGCCAGCCAGAGAGGGGCGGAGGUCCGGAGCCCGGUCUAAGCCCGAGCGGGGGGCCAUGGAGAAAGCGGCCCGAGGCGCUCUCCACACCGAUUAAGCGGGCCCGUUGCGGCUGCAGGCGCCAUGGACCGAGCCCCAGCAGAGCAGAAUGUCAAGCUGUCAGCUGAGGUAGAGCCAUUUAUUCCCCAGAAGAAGAAUCCUGAAACAUUUAUGAUCCCUAUGGCACUCCCAAAUGAGAAUGGAAAUGUUUCUGGUAUAGAACCAACUCCAAUUCCCAGCUACUUGAUUACUUGUUAUCCAUUUGUGCAGGAAAACCAAUCCAAUAGACAGUUUCCAUUAUAUAACAAUGAUAUACGAUGGCAACAGCCCAGUCCAAACCCUGCUGGACCAUACCUUGCCUACCCCAUUAUACCUGCUCAGCCACCUGUUUCUACAGAGUAUACAUAUUAUCAGCUGAUGCCAGCACCAUGUGCCCAAGUUAUGGGUUUUUAUCAUCCUUUUCCUACACCUUACUCCAACACCUUUCAGACUGCAAAUACUGUAAAUACUAUAACCACAGAAUGCACUGAACGUCCAAAUCAACUUGGACAAGUCUUCCCGUUGUCCAGUCAUAGAAGCAGAAACAGUAACAGAGGACCAAUGGUACCAAAACUUUUACAACAGCACAUAAAAAGCAAAAGGCCACAGGUGAAAAAUGUAGCUACUCAGAAAGAGACAAAUGCAGCAGGUCCUGAUAAUCGAUCAAAAAUCGUGCUUCUGGUAGAUGCUUCACAGCAAACCGAUUUCCCGUCAGAUAUCGCUAACAAGUCUCUCUCAGAGAGCUCUGCCCCGAUGCUCUGGAAGUCCAAAGGCAGGAGGAGAAGAGCAUCCCACCCUACUGCCGAAUCUUCUAGUGAGCAGGGAGCUAGUGAAGCUGACAUUGACAGUGAUAGUGGCUACUGCAGUCCCAAACACAGCAACAACCAGCCCACUGCAGGGGCUUUACGAAAUCCUGAUUCUAGCACCAUGAAUCAUGUGGAAUCAUCUAUAUGUACAGGUAGUGUAAAUUGGUCCAGUGUAACUUGCCAGGCAACUCAGAAAAAACCUUGGAUGGAAAAAAAUCAGACAUUUUGUAGAGGUGGAAGGCAGAUUGAACAAAGAAAUUCACAGGUUGGAUUCAAAUGCCGAGGACAUAGUACUUCCUCAGAAAGAAGACAGAGUUUGCAGAAGAGACAAGAUAAUAAGCAGUUAAAUCCCAAUCAGUCUCAUAGAAGUGACCCAAAUUCUGAGUCUUUAUAUUUUGAGGAUGAAGAUGGAUUUCGAGAACUAAAUGAGAAUGGAAAUGCUAAAGAUGAAAAUAUUCAACAGAAACUUUCUUCAAAAGUAUUGGAUGACUUACCUGAAAACUCACCAAUCAAUAUAGUUCAGACUCCAAUUCCCAUUACAACUUCAGUUCCUAAACGUGCAAAAAGUCAGAAGAAGAAAGCUUUAGCAGCAGCCCUUGCCACAGCUCAAGAAUAUUCAGAAAUAAGUAUGGAGCAAAAAAAAUUACAGGAAGCUUUAUCAAAGGCAGCUGGAAAGAAGAGUAAAACACCUGUGCAGCUAGAUUUGGGGGACAUGUUAGCAGCUCUGGAGAAACAACAGCAAGCUAUGAAAGCACGGCAAAUGACUAAUACCAGACCUCUGUCGUACACAGGUGAUGCUGUCAGUCUGAGUAAUUUGCUCUUUGGCUUUGUGGUCACUGCAGCUUCUUUUCACACUAAAGAUUCUACUAACAGAAAACCUUUAACCAAAAGUCAGCCCUGUUUGACAUCCUUUAAUUCUUUGGACAUUACUUCCUCUAAAGCAAAAAAAGGAAAAGAGAAGGAAAUUGUAAAACUAAAACGGCCCACAGCACUUAAAAAGGUUAUUUUGAAAGAAAGAGAGGAAAAGAAGGGCCGUUUAACUGUGGACCACAAUCUUUUGGGAUCUGAGGAACCAAUAGAAAUGCACUUAGAUUUUAUUGAUGAUUUGCCACAGGAGAUUGUUUCCCAGGAAGAUACUGGACUGAGCAUGCCCAGUGAUACUUCACUCUCUCCAGCAAGUCAGAACUCUCCGUACUGUAUGACACCUGUGUCACAAGGCUCUCCAGCUAGUUCUGGGAUAGGCAGCCCAAUGGCGUCUUCAACAAUAACCAAAAUCCACAGCAAAAGAUUCAGAGAGUAUUGUAAUCAGGUUCUUUGUAAAGAGAUUGAUGAAUGUGUGACUCUUCUUCUUCAAGAGCUUGUCAGUUUCCAGGAACGCAUCUAUCAAAAAGAUCCUGUAAGAGCAAAAGCGAGGAGACGGCUGGUUAUGGGUCUGAGGGAGGUUACCAAACAUAUGAAGUUAAACAAGAUCAAGUGUGUUAUAAUUUCUCCAAACUGUGAAAAAAUCCAGUCAAAAGGUGGCCUGGAUGAGGCUCUCUAUAAUGUCAUAGCCAUGGCACGGGAACAGGAAAUUCCUUUUGUGUUUGCCCUUGGAAGAAAAGCUCUGGGACGCUGUGUGAACAAGCUGGUUCCUGUUAGUGUAGUGGGAAUCUUCAACUACUUUGGUGCCGAGAGCCUAUUUAAUAAGUUAGUAGAACUCACUGAGGAAGCCAGGAAAGCCUAUAAGGAUAUGGUUGCAGCAAUGGAGCAAGAGCAGGCGGAGGAAGCCUUAAAGAACGUGAAGAAGGUGCCACACCACAUGGGGCAUUCCCGGAAUCCCUCAGCAGCAAGCGCCAUUUCCUUCUGCAGUGUUAUUUCUGAGCCCAUCUCUGAAGUAAAUGAAAAGGAAUAUGAAACAAAUUGGAGAAACAUGGUGGAAACUUCAGAUGGACUGGAAACAUCAGAAAAUGAGAGAGAGGUUUCCUGUAGACACAGCACAUCUGAAAAAUCCAGUAAACUUCCAUUUGAUACAGCCCCUGUUGGUAAGCAGCCAUCUUUAGUGGCCACAGGCAGUACUACCUCAGCUGCAAACCCUGGGAAAUCAGCAGUGAAUGAGAAAGAGGAAGUGAAGCCUGAUGACCUGGAAUGGGCCUCGCAGCAGAGUACCGAGACCGGCUCUCUGGAUGGUAGUUGCCGGGAUAUUUUGAAUUCCUCCAUCACCAGCACCACCAGCACUCUUGUACCUGGCAUGCUUGAAGAAGAGGAGGAUGAAGAAGAGGAGGAGGAGGAGGAUUAUACCCAUGAACCCAUAUCUGUAGAAGUACAGCUCAAUAGUAGAAUUGAGUCUUGGGUCUCUGAGACCCAGAGAACAAUGGAAACUCUUCAGCUUGGGAAAACCCUUAAUGGUUCUGAGGAAGACAAUGCAGAGCAAAGUGGGGAAGAGGAAGCAGAGGUGCCUGAGGUGCUGGAGCCAGGGAUGGACAGUGAGGCCUGGACUACUGACCACCAAGCAAGCUUGGAGCAGCAGAAGCCCAGCAACUGCAGCUCUCUGAACAACGAGCACUCCGAUUCUAAUUAUACACCCCCAGACAUCUAACUCAGGAAAUGUCCGCUUCUCUCUCCAACCGUGUAAGGGUUACAGCCAUUAUCUUUUAUGCUUCAUCUCAACAUUUUGCACUGUCCAAUAUUUAAUAUAUGUAUUUAAUUCCUGACAGAAAUAUUUUUGUAGCUGUCUUUUACUUGUUUUGUUAUGAUCUAUAGCUUAGCUUUUAAUUAGCAUCUAAGUGUCUUUCUAAGAACUGUGGGAAAUUCAGAAUUGUUUCAGCUUAUUUUGUUAUAGAAAAUAAUGAUUUAAAAAAGAACAAGAACAAGUUUUGAAGAAAAUAAAUUUAAAGUAUUUAUUGAGAGUCAUUUGGAAAGUUAAAAAUCAAGAUUUUAAGGAUAAGAGCAGUUAUCAAUGUUUGCUUCAAGACUACCCUUCUUUCACUCUAACCUGUCUGGCCAAAAUAUUUGGGCUUCUUCAAAAAAGACAGGAGAAUUAGAAAACUUAAAAAAAACAGAAGCUGAGCAUAAGUUAGUUCCCAAAGUGUUUUGUGUUAAGAAUUGAUGCAACUGUUUUUGGUCCACAAAUGCUCUUUUCAGAAGUCACUGAUCAUAAUAACCGAUCAAAGUUGGGAUGGGCUAACACAGCCUCCAGUAUGUGGGUUGGCACGAUUAGAGUUGGCCUCAUAUAGGAAGAUGAUAGAUGUUGUAUUUAAUUGUGAAAAGUUACCCAUGAUAGGACCUUCCAGGUUCUGUCUCAGAUUUGCUGCUUACCUCAGGAAUGCCUUUGUACAUACUCAUAUUUACAUAAAGUUAGGCAAAUUUUGAUAUUGAAUAACUGAUUGUAUGACUGCAGCUUUUAAUUGGUAAUGAUUCAGAAACAAUGUCUUAUACUGGUGUAUUCUUUUGCAUGCUUCUGAUUCAGGACUCUAACUUUGAGAUAGGGAUUUGAUGGGGUAUCCAAAUUUGUCCUGAGUAAGAAACCAUUUCAUCUUUUUUGAAAUAUAUGUAUUUUGCCUCUAGCCUCAAGCACUUGCCAUGUAACACUAACCAUAGUUACUGAUAAGAGGUCAGGGAGAGAAACUUUACAUUACUUAGUACGUAUGUCCUGAUAAUCAAGGCUUGGAAGAGGAAGUUUUGAAGAGCAAGUUGUUCUAAUUGUGCUGAAAUUAUCAGAUGAUUUAGAGUAUGCAGCUGUACACAGGUAUUAAUACUUGAUCAUUAUUAUUUAUCCCUGCCCUUCUCUAGGAAUGUGUAUACCUGCUGGGAGAAAUACUGAGCUAAAUGUUUUAUUUGCUAGUCAGUCACCACCUGGUAAUGGUGACCUUGACAAGUUUAUGUAAUGGUGGGAGAAUUACAAAUUACCUAUUUUCUGUCUUCCCUCCAACCCACCCCCAACUGACCAACAGGCGCACAGACACCCCAUCUUUACGCUUACAAGCUCCCAAAAGCAGGCACAAAACUAAGGAGGGAGGGGUAUUUUCCCUGCCCUGGUUUUAUAGGGUGGGCUUUGCCUCACAGAGGCAGGAGGAGAGAAUUGGGCAAUUCUUUACUGAACUCAUUGGGACUACUGUGCUAGUUUUAAUGUUUUAUAACGCUGGCAUUUAAUUACUAGAGAGAUCAGAUUCUUGAUUGAUGAUUUAGUAUUUAUGAAUUGUGCAAGUUGAAGAGCGUUGCUAUGUAGAAAAUGUCAGUCAGUCAACUUUAUUAGUGUGCUAAAAGGGGAAGUUAUUCUAUUGUCCUGUCUAAACUUCUCCAGAAUAGACUCCUUAAGCACAAAGUAUCCAGUACUUAAAGGAACACAACAUGUAAGGAAUGAAGCCUCUGAAAUAAAAUCAUGGAUUUGUAUGUGGCAGAUCUUACUGUCCCUACACAUUUGGAAGUGUUAGGUGGUUUAAAGAAAUGAUAGAGUUUUUGAACUACUGACAAUCUUAAAAACGAACUUAAAAGCUUUUCAUACUUUUUAAUGGUGUAAAUUUCCUUUGUUCGGUGUCAGUGAUUCAGUAACUCUUGAUCAUGGUAAGGGCUUUUCAAAGGUUUCUUAUAUUUUAUAUCUCUUCUGAGUGAGAAUUCUCAUUUUAGAUUUUUGACAUUUGUAUCAAAAGAGAGGUUGAGGAAAUCUUUGGAACACUCAUAACUUUUCAUUUUGCUGUAGACGUUAGACGUGUUUAAUUCCUUGUCUGAUAGACGCUCCUGCACGUGCAGCAUCUUCUGCCAGCAAACCCCAGGGACCACAGCCUUUUUUAUAUGACACAGGCCACCUCUAGCGGACAGCCCACAUUUAUUAAAGGAAAUGUUGUUAUGUUGAACUUAUGCUAAAUAAAUAUUAAUAAUGUCUUUAUAAUUUGUUUCCUUUAGAUAAAUUCUGGGAUGUGUACAUUAUAUACAGGAGGAGGUGUGAAAAUUAAGGAAGUGGGUUUUUUAUGGAUCUGGGGUGAGUGCCUCUUUGGAGACCUUGAGUAAGGGUUUAUCAUCACAAGAAAUAAAAAAGUGAUUUUUUUUUUUUCUUAGUGUACAGAGGUGGUUUUACUGGCAACAAUUAACAUUAGAUUUCUACUUCAAUAUAUAAGUAUCUGAAUUACAAUAUGAAUUGCACUCCCAAAACUAGAUUUCUGCUUCAGUAGGUUUGUUUACUGUGAAGAUUACUUCUAAAAAGACAAAUGUUCAUAUUAGCUUAAGUUUUGGUUUAAAUAUAUUUGUAAAUGAUGUAAUAUAUUUCUUUUGACUAAACAUGGGAAAAAUAAUCUGUUAUACAUUGAAAAGUUUUUAAAGGCUUUGACUGGAGGUCAUUUUUGCAGAGAUGGUAUUUUAUAUGCUUCCAGUAUUUGGAAAAGAAUUAGUCAAAAGGAAUUUACAUAGUUUAAAUAUUGAGAAAUUAAUAUCCAAAUAAUGUACUUGUCUGAUUUCUUAAUAAACUGGGGGAGGUGGGGAGGGUGGUAAUUGUAAUGUGCAAAUGAGUAGUGAACUCUACAUUCAUUUUCUUCUCUUUAACAUAAAACUUAAAUCUCAACACAUCGUUACUUUAAUACAUGUAUAAAUAAGUGUUACUGUUUGUAAAGCUGCUGUUUGCUUAAAAAACCUGUCAUUUAAGUAUUUUCUGUGUGUUGUGCCAACAGGUUAGAACAUUAACUUAUCCAUUUAAAAACUUUAUCUUUUUUUAACUUAAAAUUUUUUUCUGGGAAAUAAUUUAUUUAUAGGCAUCUUCUCCCUCCCUCUUCCAACCUUUAUACACAUCACAGAAUCAACCAAACUGUUUGCCUGAUCUGAAAUCUGAAUCCUCAUCUUAAAUUUUAAACUUGGUUGGCACAUCACACUUUAAAAGUAUUUGUAUUGUUUUGUAAUUUAAUUUCUAAAGAUAUCACAUGAAUUUAUAAUUUAAUGUCUUAAUUGUAAUGCUCUAAUUAAAAACUAGCAAAAUUAGUAUGAAUCAUAACAAAA
Myotis myotis is the source of this 6912-nucleotide messenger RNA. It is a transcript of the gene SECISBP2L, whose product is annotated as SECIS binding protein 2 like. Gene Ontology annotation, biological process: selenocysteine incorporation. NCBI's taxonomy places the organism in Eukaryota, Metazoa, Chordata, Mammalia, Chiroptera, Vespertilionidae. Gene Ontology annotation, molecular function: ribonucleoprotein complex binding; mRNA 3'-UTR binding; selenocysteine insertion sequence binding. The transcript is spliced from 18 exons. Bases 194 to 3529 code for a protein of 1111 amino acids. The record is from RefSeq and is a predicted model, not a curated record. Gene Ontology annotation, cellular component: ribonucleoprotein complex.